AUGUCAUUUCUCGAAAAAAUAAAAGGAUCGAAUAUAUUCCCAAAAAGACCGCCUACGCCAAACAAUCCAGCUAUAUCUUCUAAAGUAUUGCCAUCUAAUCCGCAAUUGUUAUUUCUGAGCAAAGAAAACAGCCAAGCUGCCCGUUCUGAAAAUAAACCACUAGCACCCACUACUCAGCCACAGAGCCAUGAAGCAUCUGCUGGAAAAUCUGCAUGUCUGUCAUCAUCUCAAACAUCUUCCCAUGCAAACACCAGCUCUGCUACUAAUUCUUCACCUUCUGCAACUAAUGCUAGAGGGAAUACCCAAGGCAGCCCAUCGUCAUCGCAUGGCUCAGCAACUACAUCGACGCGCUCCACAUCCACACAGCUGGCAUUAUCCAAGGCAGCGCAUUGUGCGACUGCCAGCACAGCUAGCCCCAAUCCAUCAAUCUUGCCACAACUGAGUGCAUUACCAAUCAUGCUUACUUCCACGCCAAAAAAAACCUACGGUCUUGCAGAUCUGCAAAUCAAUCGUACACUUGGUACAGGUUCAUUUGGUCGUGUUCAUCUUGUCAAACUCAAAUCCAACAACAAAUUCUAUGCCAUGAAAGUGCUGCGCAAAACAGACAUUGUAAAAAUGCGCCAAGUUGAACAUACCAUCAAUGAGAAAACCAUUUUGGAGAAAUUGGAGUUUCCAUUUUUGGUUAGCUUGCUGACUACGUUUCAGGAUAGUGCAAAUCUUUAUUUUAUUCUAGAGUAUAUUCAUGGUGGCGAGUUGUUUUCAUACUUGCGAAAGUGUGUUAGAUUUCCAAAUCAUGUUGCUCGAUUCUAUGCAGCAGAAGUAGUAUUGGCAUUUGAAGAGCUUCACUCAAGAAACAUUAUUUACCGUGAUUUAAAGCCCGAGAAUCUACUUAUUACUGCUCAAGGACACAUUAAGAUUACCGAUUUUGGAUUUGCUAAAAUUGUGCCUGAUGUUACUUGGACUCUUUGUGGCACACCUGAUUAUCUUGCACCCGAAAUUAUCCAGUCAAAAGGAUACAGCCGUGCCGUUGAUUGGUGGGCACUUGGUGUUCUUAUAUUUGAAAUGGUUGCAGGAUAUCCUCCUUUUUACCACGAAGAACAUAUGAAAAUCUACGAAAAUAUUCUUGCCAGUCGACCCAAAUUUUCAUCCGUUUUUGAUCCAUACUGUAAAGACAUUGUGAAACGCCUUCUUCAAUUAGAUCUGACAAAACGGUUUGGUAACCUCAAAGGCGGUGUGUCAGAUAUCAAAAACCAUCGAUGGUUUGCUGGAUUGGACUGGGCAAAACUUCUUGCGUUGGAUAUUCCUGCUCCGUAUAUCCCUCCCAUCAAAGGAGAUGGUGAUACAAGCAACUUUGAUGUCUAUUCUGAAGACUACGCUCCAUAUGGUUCCAUUGAACCAGAUGUACACAGAGAUAAAUUUAAAGAGUUUUAA
This is a messenger RNA of Batrachochytrium dendrobatidis JAM81, 1431 nucleotides long. RefSeq lists its product as uncharacterized. The transcript is spliced from 5 exons. The record is from RefSeq and is a predicted model, not a curated record. Gene Ontology annotation, biological process: protein phosphorylation. Lineage: Eukaryota; Fungi; Chytridiomycota; Chytridiomycetes; Rhizophydiales. Gene Ontology annotation, cellular component: nucleus. Bases 1 to 1431 code for a protein of 476 amino acids. Gene Ontology annotation, molecular function: protein serine/threonine kinase activity; ATP binding.